Lates calcarifer (barramundi perch) is the source of this 3601-nucleotide messenger RNA. RefSeq names its product tetratricopeptide repeat domain 14 (gene ttc14). NCBI's taxonomy places the organism in Eukaryota, Metazoa, Chordata, Actinopteri, Centropomidae. The record is from RefSeq and is a predicted model, not a curated record. Gene Ontology annotation, molecular function: protein binding; nucleic acid binding.
UUUCUCCGGACAGCUUCAGUGUAACACACCGUGCGCAGGCUCACUCGUUGGUUUUGCAGCUGAAGCUAAACUUUGUGCAAAUUAAACGGUAGUUGUGUCUUGUCUCACAAGGAACGGGUGGACGUGGCAUGCCUAAAACUGUCGGAAUAUUGCGAGUUUUUACGAAGAUAACAAACUAAAAAAAUCAGUACCGGUGUGUUCGCAAGGCUAACUAGCGCUUGUUUUGCUAGCCAGCUAGCUCAACGACACUGAGCAACGUUAUUUGGCUUAAGACCAUUAAAAUGUGUUUCCGUAUUUCCCGAAUAAUUUAACAUUUCGCGACUUUGCACACAGAUCAGAUUUUUUAAAAUGUCUCUACCGCAAGAUAUAAACCACAUUCCCUAAAGGGUGCUAACAGCUAAAUUGUACCAUUAACUUUUUCGAUAAUGUGACUGACUGCUGCCCUAUGCAAACAGGAGAGAAUGGACAGGGACCUAUUGAGACAGUGUCUCACGUAUCAUGGAGAAUCCUUGUUUAAUAAAUUGAAAUGCGAGCAAACAGAAAACCCAGACUUUCAAGCCGUGGUGGCUGACUUGUGCAAGGCCACGAGUGAAAGCAGGGGUGAAGAGCAGGGCAACCUCCUUGUGGAACAGUUCAUAGCCAGGAAGGCUGACAUCCUGUUCUGUCCAGCAUGGAGGACCGCCACUCUUCAAGGAGAGGAGCACGAGGCGGAGGAGGAGGCUGCAGAGCCCUAUGCCAUCAUGCCUCCAGCUGAGUUAUUCAUGGAGGUAUCAUAUGAGGAGAGAAGAUCCAUGCUGUACAGGGACUUGGAGCGAGGAGACGUUGUGGUGGGGAGGAUCAACAACAUAAGAGAAUAUGGCUUCUUUCUUACUUUGCUGUGCAUGGCAGGAGGACUGAGGAGAGACAUAGAGGACCUAGAGUUGUCGGCUCUGUGUCACAUCAGAGAAAUUCCCUCCACUGGCAACCACGAUGACCCUCUAUCCUACUACCAGAUUGGGGACUUCAUCAGAGCUGGAGUGAAAGACAUCGACCGCUAUCAGGAAAAAAUCACAGUGUCCCUCCAUCAGGCCUCUCUUUCUCCCAGCUUAGAGCACAUCAAACUGGGAGUCAUUACCCGGGAGGAGCUGCCCAUACACUACAGUCGUAGCAUUCGUGCAGCCAGUGACUCCAGUGAGACGUAUGAGUGUAUACUGAAGAGCUGCCAUGGCUACCACAACCCCUCUGUAGUGGACUACCUGCUGGAGAAGGUGGGAAUUAGUGACACCCACCCACCAUCAAUGAUGAGAGGAUUACAGAGUAAACUUUUCCAAGAGGAGGAUUUUGCCUCUGCAAUCAGAAAGAAACAGUCUGCAUCAUGGGCCUUGAAGUGUGUACGUGCAGGUGUGGAUCACUUCAAACACGGUCGUCACGUGGAAGCCAUGAAUGAGUACAACAAAGCCUUGGAGAUUGACACUAAUAAUGUAGAAGCACUGGUGGCACGAGGAGCUCUGUAUGCUAACAAGGGCAGCAUCAUGAAGGCUAUAACAGAUUUUGAACUGGCCCUGGAGAGCUGUCCAGAUCACCGCAAUGCCAAGAAGUACCUUUGCCAGACCCUGGUAGAGAGAGGAAAACAGCUUGAAGAACAGGAGAAACUAGUCACGGCGGAGGGAUUGUACAGGAGAGCUUUGUCUCUAGAUGACUCAAAUCCUGAGGCACAAGAGGCCCUGAACAAGAUCACAGACACAAUACAGAAAUCAAUUCGCCUGCGAGAAGAAGCGCUAGCUAAGGAGCAGGUGAAAGCUAAGAGUGGCCAGACGAGCGCUGAGAAAUUGCGUAAGAUCCUAAAAGAGGAGAAGAGGAUGAAGAAAAAACGGAAGAGGUCAGCCUCUUCUUCAUCAUCGUCGUCCACUUCUUCCAGGAGCUCCUCUUCUUCUUCAUCAUCAUCAUCCUCUCGCAGGAGAUCCAAAAAGAAGAAAAAGAAGCGUAGGAGGUCUGAGCGUGGCAGUAAACGGCAUCGUAGGAUCUCCUCCAGGGAGAGCAGGAGGAGUGAGGAGGGUAAGAGCGAGAAAGACAGGAAGGAGCAAGAUGAGGAUGAGGUGGAGUGGUAUCCUGCACCUCCCAACACCUCUGCCACCUUUCUCAACCAGAAGGGAGGCCCAGUGUUUGGAGAGAAGGAUGAUGAGGAGGUAGAGGAGAAGGAUGCAGAGGAAAGAAGGAUUAGUCAGCUUUAUUCUUUGUCAGCAGCCUCAGAGAACGAAGAGUCUGACUCCUCGCAGAGAGACCGAAAGAGAAGGGACAGAGAGGAAAGCAGGACAAGGAGAAGGAAAAACAGUCUGAGCAGGAGCCCAGAAAGAGAGGAGAGGAGGAGCAAGAGUAGAGAAAGGAGGGAUAAGAACAGGGAAAGACAGAAGGAAGAUAACAGGAGAAACAGUGACUCUAAUAGGAGAAGUAGCUUAGAUGAGAACAGAAAGCGAAAAGUAUCCUGCUCGUCAGCUGACUCCGAGUAUUCACGCAAAUCAAGCAUCCGAUCUGAAUAUUCAGGAUACUCUGCCUCUGCUUCCAAACACCCGGAGAACAGGGCGAGACGUGACUCAUCGAAGAGGAACUCCUUCGAUGGUGGUAGGUAUGAGAACAGAGGGAGGGAGGAAAUUUGUGAUGCAGAAGAUGUGAAAAGAGAGAAGGAAAGUAGAAAGGGAGGAGUGGAGGAGGAGGAGAGCAGCAGGUCAGACAGAGGACUCUGUAAAAGAUCAGAAAGUGCUGGAAACCAUAAGGAACAGAGAGGUGUGACCUCAGUGCCAGGUGAAAGGCCUAAAAAAGACCUUCCUGCUAACCUGCUAGAUAUUUUCAAUCAGAUUGCUCAGUUUGAGAAAGAGAAAGGGGUCAGGCCAAAAAAAUAACUCCAAAACAAAAGCCCAGAAUAUGCCAGUACAAGUGUUGCAGAAAAGAGAUGGAUGUUAGUGCCAUCAAUUCAUCCUCUGGACUGUGCAUCAAGAUAGUACUCCUGAGAGAAACGGCCAAAUGUGUUGCUGACUGAAUGUCCCAAGUUGUUGAGAGUUACCUUCAGUGAAAAAAAUUAGUUGUUUUACUUUGAAAUGUCUAAUUCUUUAUGGUAGAUGUAAGGCCUGUAGUCAGCUGCAAUAAUUGCUGGAAAAUAGCUGGUCAAAAUGUAAUAAAAUAUUCAUCUGAAUGGAUCAAAACUAUGAGUGAUAUAAUGAAAAUAUUAUCCUAAAUGAUGUGAUAACACUGUAUUAGUAUUUUUACCAGUGACCAUUAAUGUUAUUCAUUUCUACUUAUUAAUAUCUUAUUAAAAAAUACAUUUUGACAAGUUAUUUGGUUAUUUGGCCAUUCAGUUGCUACAGGCUUUAAUAUCCGUUUUUUGUUCAUCUUAAUUUGAGACUUUUUUUCUGUUGAGAAGAUGUUGCCUUAUGUUUAUUGCCUUGUGCCAGUUUGUGCAUUCUUUCUGUGGCUUGUUAAAAUCUCUUCCUGGACAACCUGACUGUUAGCUCCUCGGUACUUUUUCCAGCUUUAUACAAUGCAGAAGUUCCAGUUGUAUUCCAGCACAUUUUCUCCUGUUGUAAAAUGAAUUCAGUUGAAUCAAUAAACAAUUUAAAAUGCUUUAAAA